AUGGAUAUUCCUGACAAUCACAUACUAUCUGAGGACGAAUACGACUUAGAUGAAGAUCAAAUGGACGAAGAAGCCCCAAACCAGGUUGAAAUAAUUGAUCGUUUAUUUUUACCAACUGGCCAGGACAUAGAAAGUAGUAGUAAGGAUUUAGAAUUAUUAGAAAACAAUGAUGACAUGCUAGUUUUUGAUUUCCCUGAGUUCUCUAAUGAUAAUAAUGACGUUCCUACUAAUGCUGAUAAUCCUAUUAUUUUUUCUAAUUUACCGGUAACUCCAGAUCCAGUACUUCAAACUGAAAUAAAUCGACAGUGGAGAAAGAAAGACGAAACCACUAUUGAGUUACCGUUAUAUAAUGAAAAUAAAAGCUGUAAUGUAGAGAUGUUCAAGAAUUGUAAAAGUGCGACAGAUAUUUUUGUAAAACUUCUAAAUCCAAUUAUUGAUCAUAUAGUUGAUCAAAGUAAUUUAUAUGCAACACAAAAUAACAAAACACUUAAGUUAUCUGCAGAUGAAUUAAUGGGCUUUAUCGGAAUUAACUUUUGCAUGGGAUAUCAUAAGUUACCAUCUUAUAGACACUACUGGAGUACUGCAAAAGACCUACAUUUACAAGUAAUUUCCGAAGUUAUGAGCAGAGAUAGAUUUAGUGAAAUUUUAUCAAAUAUUCAUGUAAAUGAUAAUACCGCGAUUCCAGCAAAUAAUAAAGAUAAACUUUACAAGUUACGUCCAAUGAUAGAUUAG
Messenger RNA from Myzus persicae (green peach aphid), 732 nucleotides. RefSeq names its product piggyBac transposable element-derived protein 3-like. The record is from RefSeq and is a predicted model, not a curated record. The coding region runs from base 1 to 732 and encodes 243 amino acids. The transcript is spliced from 2 exons. Gene Ontology annotation, molecular function: sequence-specific DNA binding. Lineage: Eukaryota; Metazoa; Arthropoda; Insecta; Hemiptera; Aphididae.